UUGUCGGCGCAGGGCUCUGAUGUGUCUUCUUUGAAAUUGAAAACAAAAACACCGGGAACUGAGUAAAAAGUUAUGUUUAUUGUGAAAAAUUGGAAUUUAUUAAUCAACACCCGACAAAUAGUGAAAAUUUCCUUACGUUCUAUGUCCGCCUCGUGUAAGCAGCAAACAAAAGAAUUGAAACCGGUGGUCUUGGGAGUGCCUAACAAAAUGCGCGACAAUCCGGCUGUGAAGAAAAUUGAUACUCCAGAAUUUAGAAGCAUAUUCACGGAGGAACUAAGUGCUUUAGUGGAUCUAUUUAAGAAAUACAACUAUGAGUUGAGAAUAGCGGGUGGAGCAGUACGUGAUAUAUUAAUGGAUAUAAAACCGAAAGAUGUAGAUUUUGCCACCACCGCCACACCGGAUCAAAUGAAGGAAAUGUUUACCGCGGAAAAUGUACGCAUGAUAAAUGCUCGGGGCGAAAAGCAUGGUACCAUAACGCCACGCAUUAAUAAUAAGGAAAAUUUCGAAGUGACCACCUUGAGAAUAGAUGUGCGUACCGAUGGCCGCCAUGCAGAAGUGCAAUUUACUACCGAUUGGCAAUUGGAUGCCAAUCGCCGGGAUUUAACUAUAAACUCCAUGUUUUUGGGUUUUGAUGGCACGGUGUAUGACUAUUUUUAUGGUUACGAGGAUUUGCAGCAGAGAAGGGUGGUUUUUGUGGGUGAUGCUGCAGUACGCAUACAAGAGGAUUAUUUGCGUAUUUUAAGAUACUUUCGUUUUUAUGGUCGCAUAGCUCGAGAACCUCAUCAACAUGAUGAGCCUACUCUAGAGGCCAUACGUCAAAAUGUGGACGGUUUAUCACGCAUUAGUGGCGAAAGAAUAUGGUCAGAAUUGCAAAAAAUUGUAGUGGGCAAUUUUGCUGAGGAAUUAGUUUUGGAAAUGAUUAAUUGUGGUUUGGCCCCAUAUUGUGGUUUACCUCAGGAAGUAAAUCUGGAAGAAUUUAAAAGAUUGUCGCAGGCUUUGAAAAUUUUCGAAAAACCUCAUUAUCCUAUUUUAAUCCUAAUAUCUCUAUUGCAUUCGGUAGAAGAUGCCAUGAAAUUGCAUGAAAGAUUAAAGCUUUCGGCCUACGAACGGGAUUUAGCAUUGUUUAUAACCCAACAAAGAGAUAAGGUUGAUGUUGAUUAUAAAACCCUAAACGAUUAUCAAAUUUUAUGUUUGCAACCUUAUGCAAAACGUGAAUUCGUGGAGGAAUUAUUAAAAUAUAAAAACAAAAAGGAUUUGUAUAAUUCACUAAAAUCCUGGAAUAUGCCUAAAUUCCCCUUAAAUGGUAAUCACUUAAGAGAAAAGGGUUGUGCUGCUAAUAAGAAGAUGGGACUUAUACUGAAUCAAUUGAAACUUAUUUGGGCAGAAAGUGAUUUUCAGUUAACAGCUGAAGAAUUACUGGACAAGCAUUUACCAAGUGUGAUGGAAGCUUUAAGCUCACCUACUAUGUCACCCAAUAAGAAAUUAAAGACCAGCAAAUAAUACUUGAGCAUUUGGGAUGUGUAAGUAGUAUAACAAAAAUAAUUUUAUUUAAUUCAUGUGUUUUAUGUGUUAUUUUUUAAAGAAAAUCUGUAUGGGUCUUUUGAAACCCUUUUUACAAUGA
Messenger RNA from Lucilia sericata (common green bottle fly), 1621 nucleotides. RefSeq names its product CCA tRNA nucleotidyltransferase 1, mitochondrial. Gene Ontology annotation, biological process: RNA processing. Lineage: Eukaryota; Metazoa; Arthropoda; Insecta; Diptera; Calliphoridae. The coding region runs from base 73 to 1500 and encodes 475 amino acids. Gene Ontology annotation, molecular function: RNA binding; nucleotidyltransferase activity. The record is from RefSeq and is a predicted model, not a curated record. The transcript has 2 exons.